AUGUUUGGCUACUGUGACCAGAAGAACAAGAUGCCUAUCAUCAGCUCUCCCAAUACCAAUCCACUGGCUAGUAUGCAGAGCAAGAACAUGAUUGUCGCUCCCUCUCAUCAGCAGCAGCAACAACAACAGCCACCGCAACUUAAGUGCCCUCGUUGCGAUUCAUCAAACACAAAGUUUUGUUACUACAACAACUACAGCCUCUCUCAGCCUCGGUACUUUUGCAAGGCUUGCAAGAGGUAUUGGACACGAGGUGGGACCCUCCGGAACGUUCCUGUAGGCGGUAGCUACCGGAAGAACAAACGUGUGAAGCGACCAGCAACCACAACCGCUGUCUCCACGGCCUCCAUGAUGACUUCUUCAUCCCCUAAUAACCCUCAUGACCAUCAGAUAUCCCAAUUCUCAUCCAUGAAUCAUCAUCCUUUGUUUUAUGGUUCAUCAGAUCAAGUGAGUGGUUGUAAUAACCUUCCAAUGAUUCCUAGCCGUUUCAGCAGUGAUUCUUCAAAGACUUCUUCAUCAAAUGGUUUAGAGAGUGAGUUUCUCUCAUCAUAUGGUCUUAACGCUGUUGGAUUAGGGCUUCCACACAAUAUGAGUCAUGACCAAACCAUUAAUGGUAGCUUCAUCAACAACUCUACAACAAACAAACCAUUUCUUCUCUCGGGUCUAUUCGGGUCCUCGGUCUCUUCAUCUUCCUCUACUCUUCUCCAGCAUCCACACAAGCCUAUUACCAAUGUUAGUGAGAUGAUGGGACAGUCCCAUCUCCAAACCCUAGCAUCAUUUCAACAUGUUGGAGGUAACACUGAAGAUAUGAACAAAGAAGGGAAGCUUGAUCAGAUCUCUGGGAACAUUAAUGGGUUCAUGUCAUCAUCAUCAUCUUUAGAUCCUUCAAGCUACAACAACAUGUGGAACAAUGCAAGUGUUGGCAAUGGAGCGUGUCUUGAUCCGACAAAUAAUGACGUUGGAUCCCCACUUACCUCCUUGAUGUAAACCAGAAAUUUAUUGGUUGUAGGAUCUAUAAUUAGUUAGGGUUUCACAUCUUCAUCAUUUUUUUUUUCUUUCUGUUUUGAGAUGAGAGAAGAAGUUUGGAUCAGAGAGAUAAUUUCAGUGGCAAUGUUGAUCUUAGCCUCUAUAAAGCUCCCUCGGAUCCUAUUCAUCUCACCAUCUCCAUCAUCUUCCUUCGCGUUUCUCAAGAAAACAUAAGGGGCUCAAAAUUGGUUCAAGUUUUACUAUGUUCGAAGGUAAAUUUCUAGUGUAUGUACACGUACUAUGGUCUUGAAUUCAUCAUCUUUUUCCAUAUGUAAUUCUAAGUUCCACCACAUGGACUGAUGUUUUUUUUCAUUGGGGUUGGGAGGGUAUAUUUGAGUUUUUAAGUUUUAUAUCUUUUUAGUGUCCCAUUUCUUCUUUGGUGAGGCUUUCGUCAUUGGGUAUACAAACAGAAGGAUGGGUGUGGUUUUGUGUUGUUAUUGAAAGACUAUGUUAUAACUUUGGUUAUUCAUGUAUGAGUUAUGUUAUUAAGGUUC
Molecule: messenger RNA, 1517 nt
Organism: Eruca vesicaria subsp. sativa (arugula)
Lineage: Eukaryota; Viridiplantae; Streptophyta; Magnoliopsida; Brassicales; Brassicaceae
Source: the annotation of a GenBank genome assembly